UUUCUGACAAGUCAAGUUUCCAAUCUCGACUGAGUGUCGUCAAAGAAAAUGAAUGGUACACGAAAACAAAAAGACAAUGAAACUCCAGGAUCCCGCGGGAGGGAGACAAACAAGACCAAACACAACUCCCCGCUGCUCCUUUGUCCGGCCCGGCAUGCACAAUGCAGCGUCGCCGACCGCCUUUAUCCUUCUACUUUGGCACGCAAUGGCUGCCCGUCGCUUAGUCGAUCAUAUACGCCUUUCUAUAAAACGAUCCCGCCCUUGUCCAGUCGUAACCAGGCUACUCCAUCCCUCCUGCUCAGCUCCGAGUCCCGAUACCCCCUGCAUCUUAUAUAUUCCAACAUCCAAGGCAGGCCUUGGCAUACCCUGGUGGAUUUCGUUUAACUAUCUGAAUACCCAUAUUCGCCACUCCUAUCUCGUCCUCACCUCUAGUUCGAUCCCUGAUGGCUCAUUGCGCUCCUACCGCUUCAUCUUCCCGCACCAUCUUGCCUCCGCUUCGCACCCUUCUUGAAAAUCUCAAGAUGAUUGACGAGAAUACAGAGCUCCCCUCCCUGGAACGAAUGUAUGACCCUCAUGAAUUGAACCGGAAGACGGCCCACUUUCACCUCCCACCUUCCUCUUCCUUUGUCCGUCAAAGGCAGCAGGUAUCUGCUUUUCCCAUCACGACAUCACGAACACCCUCCCCUGCACCCAUUUGCGUACCGUCGUCUGUUCCUUUCCCCGAUCCCCAAAAGCCGCCGUGUUUACAACAGAAAAUCCGACUCGUGCCGACUACUUUGGAGAAUGCGGAUGCCGUUGUGGUGAUACCUCCUUCCCUCCCCAUAUCCCAGGGGCGUCAACCCCAGCCUCUCCUUCUUAUGGGUCCUGCCCUCCAGCGCUUUCGUCAGCCGAACCGUCGGCUGGCCAAGGGUGCACGCGUGCACCCUUACCAGAUGGUCCGCGGGGCGACCAGUUCUCAGGGGCCCCAACGCCCCCCGAUGACACCUACCAACACGAAUACAAAUUAAUGUAUAAUAUACACAGACAAUGGUUGAAAGUUGGGACUGCGUCAAAGUCUCCAGCUUGUAUUCUUGUAACAUUGUUUAAUUGUAUCAACAGUGUUUACUUGUAGCUUUUCAUUAUAGAGGCAUAGAGAGAGAGAGAGAGAGAGAGAUGUGGAUAACAUAAACGAGACAUUCUGUAGUUUACUGAUGAGUAUAGUUGCAGUGGUCGACGCCCUCCACUGGAUCAGAAGUUUUAGGCGUGGAUGAAAUUCCUGGACGCCGUUAGGCCCAGGUCUGUAAAUUCUUUGUCGUUCACGAUCGUACCGGACCGUUAACUCCGGUCACGUGCAGAGGGGGGGGACAGGCUAUACCUCGUACUUCGAUAGACUUCAUAAGUAUGGACACCACACGCACCCUCCAAAUGCGUCCAGGAGCGCCCGGAGG
This is a messenger RNA of Pisolithus orientalis, 1427 nucleotides long. RefSeq lists its product as uncharacterized. The transcript is spliced from 3 exons. Lineage: Eukaryota; Fungi; Basidiomycota; Agaricomycetes; Boletales; Pisolithaceae. The coding region runs from base 444 to 1007 and encodes 187 amino acids. The record is from RefSeq and is a predicted model, not a curated record.